AUCGCCUGUGGAAAGGUCUGCUCGGUCCUCUUCUCAUCGUUCGUCUUCUCCUCGCCGUCGGACGAAGGUCCGCGUCGAGCUCGUGGCGUCGCCGUCGUGAAGGAUUGCUGGGUCCAUCGGUCGUCGUCUCUCCGAGCUCUGUCUCGCUCUCUUUGUCCCAGCUCACUUCCCUGUUCGAGCUCUCUCUCACUCUCUCUGUCCGAGCUCACUUCCCUUCUCUCCGUCACUUCCUUCUUCCCUUGCCGCCGCCACGAAGCCUGCCGGCCAGGCGUCUGCUCCGAGCCUUCUCCGAAGACGACUUCAGUUUCUGCUCCAGACGCAAGCUCCAUCGACGCUGCCGCCGAAGACUCCGCUCCAUCUUCCAUCUCCAUUGCCGAAGACUCCCCUCCUAUCCAGCCUCCAGCAACAUCGACGUUGCCGCCGCCAGACUCCCCUCCAUCCGUCCUCUGUACAUCUCUGCUUGGAUCUGAGACUGCCCUCAGCUGUUAGCAGAAUAAUGGCAGAAGAUCUGGUUCUAGAUACUGCAAUCAGAGACUGGGUGCUGAUCCCUCUCUCUGUGGUUAUGGUUCUAAUUGGUGUGCUCCGGUAUUUUGUCUCUAAGCUUAUGCGCUCUUCCCAAACCCCUGAUGUCAAAAUUGUCAAAGAAGGGCAAAUGAUGCUUAGAGCUCGGAACCUGCGUGCCGGAGCGAAUUUUAUUCCAGCGAAGGCUUUCCGUGCCCGCAAGAUUUACUUUUGUAACGAGGAAAAUGGGCUGUUGUUUGUUCCAAAGGGCCAAGCGCAGAAUCCGCAGGCUCAGAUGUUCUCCGAUCCAAACAUGGCCAUGGAUAUGAUGAAGAAAAACCUUUCUAUGAUCAUUCCUCAGACUCUUACCUUUGCUUGGGUGAACUUUUUCUUUUCUGGUUUUGUAGCAGCCAAGAUACCCUUUCCUCUGACACAGAGAUUUAGGUCGAUGUUACAGAAUGGAAUAGACCUAAGCACAGUAGAUGUUAGCUAUGUUAGCAGCCGGUCCUGGUACUUCCUCAAUUUGUUUGGAUUACGAGGAUUGUUUAGUCUCAUCUUGGGGGAGGAAAAUGCUGUGGAUGAUACACAACGUAUGAUGCAAAUGGGUGGAUUUGGAAUGGACCCUUCAAAGGGCUUGAGUGCUGAGAAAGACAAUCUUGACAUAACACAACAUGAUUGGGCCUUACCAAAUUUCGAGCAACGUGCUGAAGCUGUGUUAAGGAAAGUUGUCAAUUGAUCAAUGUUAUGCAAUAGGGAGUUUAGUUGCUUGCAUUAACAGGAGGAUACGAGCCAAACUGUAUAACCAUAGCGAAAGAUGUUGCUGAUCGUGUUGAAGCUAUUAGUGUAUUUUCAAAGCCAAGACCUUUCAUUAUUAUUAGAAAGCACUGAUAACCAGAGAUUAAAUUACACAUUAGUUGCAUAUUUUUUUUUCUGAAUGUCCAUAAGCAUGAGAAACAUAAAUUUUUCCCGUGAAACGUUCAACUUUGUACCGUGUUUUAAAGUCAUACUACUACUGUCUUUAUCCAUAA
This is a messenger RNA of Arachis ipaensis, 1529 nucleotides long. Lineage: Eukaryota; Viridiplantae; Streptophyta; Magnoliopsida; Fabales; Fabaceae. The record is from RefSeq and is a predicted model, not a curated record.